Messenger RNA from Bipolaris victoriae FI3, 1902 nucleotides. RefSeq lists its product as hypothetical. The transcript is spliced from 4 exons. The record is from RefSeq and is a predicted model, not a curated record. NCBI's taxonomy places the organism in Eukaryota, Fungi, Ascomycota, Dothideomycetes, Pleosporales, Pleosporaceae. Bases 1 to 1902 code for a protein of 633 amino acids.
AUGGGCAGAGAUAUCAGCAGGGCAGAUCUCAGUAGAGCGGAUCUCAGACUCCACAACAUUUACUACAAACCAAAUGUCCACCAGGCCAAUCAUGCAGACACACAAAAAGCUUCCCGAAAUUUGCCGGACCACGUGGAUGCAGUACGUGAGGGACUUUUGUUUAUGGAAGAGAUGCUACCGGAUGACUGCAAAAAGGUACUUGAGAAAGAGCAGGUUGCGUAUGGUGAUGUGUACAUCGGUCCACGCUGGUGUCUUUGCCCCCCUGAAAAGGCUUUCGUUCAUGUCAAACAUCACGAGCGCAUACAAGGCCAGUCAAAGUCGUUCGAAACCCUCAAAGAUUGCGAAAACAUUGCAGAGAGUGCACGAAAGAUAGCGGGCGACUCGGCAGAGGAAUGGAUGACGUUUUGGAAGAGUAAAAUAUUCAUACCAUUCAGUGAUGAGGCACUUCAGCAAUCAGGAUUCAGCUCCGCAUUAGAUGACUGGUUGGUCUCUGAAAAUUUGUCAUGGAGUAAUUUUGACAACUUCGUGAAAUCAAGUCUUUGGGCGCCCAAACGUGGACAGCCUAGGCCGGAUUUGACGUACGGGUUUCCAAUCCAGACUUCAACAACAAGCAGCAUGAAAGGAUUUGCGCGAGACGAGCUUGCUCAAUCAUUCUCACUUCAAUCUUUGAUGAAACUUGUAGAGCAGAGUAUAGCGUGUGCGCCAACAACUAAGCUCAAGAAAGAAGCAAUACUUUCUAGUGGGAAGAGAUGGAAGAACUCCUCCCGACUGUGCUUUCCUUGGGCCAUCGUGGAAGUCGAGAAAGAUGUUCCAGAUACCGAUGACGUUGCUGAAGAAAGGUGUUUUCGCCGAGCAGCCAAUGCCGCCUCUGCUGCUCUCGAUCUCCAGGCACAAUUAUUCAACAAGGCCUCAGAUAGCUGCUCUUUACAGUCGCCUCCUGUUAUUGCCUUCACAUGUGUCGGUCCUGUUGUGAAGGUUUGGCUUGCAUACCAGGAUAAGUCAAAAGAAUUUGCAAUCCCAAUACAGCGUAUGGUCUGUAUUUGGUCAACAUCAAUAGAAUUGACGUGGGGAGUUGCAUCAUUGCGUGCUAUCAUCAGAAAUAUGCACACAUGGUCCUCACGCCUUUUGAAGCCAAGACUGCAGAUGGCCAUCUCUCAAGUCGCUAAGAAUGUUCACAAAAGUGGACACAUCGAUGCACAGAGUUCUGCAGACCUCGACGUACCCACGCCUAAUACCAAGAAAUUGGAUAUCAAGUCCGGAAGUACCCGGGAGAGUCCCCAAGUUAUUCUCCAACCCCCUUUGCCUGGCCUAUCUGGGUCAGACACCACCAAUGGAGCGGAUGUCCCAAAGGCACCUUCGUCCAAAACUCAUAACGGGAACGCAAAAUCGCCUAGUCUAAGACCCAGAACCCAGGAAAAUACAAGCAGCCUUUUUAACAGUAAACCCAAGGAUGAAACUCAGAAAUUAGGACAGGUUGUACGAAGAUCAGAGAUCAAGAAGAAUCCCAAAGGUGGCGAGAUAUUUGGAUUACCAUGGCCGACGAAAUAUCACUUCAGCAGCGACAGCAGCAGCAUAACUUCGAUCUCAUUGCCGAAACCCGCGACUGAGUCUCCAUUCGAUUCAGCACUUCAUUCACAGCCCAAAGCAUUGUUUCUUGGAUUCGAUCCCACCAACAGUAGUAAAGACCGAUCUUCAAAGAAACCCAAACCACCAAAAAAGGUUGCUUCAAAUAAGACUACACCAAAGGAUGUCGACAACAAGACUUUUUUGCCGGCAGUCGAAGGCACGGAUGUUUACGAUCUUGUGACUACAUUUGAGUCGACAAAACUUGAAGUCAUCGACGAGGACCCCAUUCCGGCUCCGAGUGUGACACACUCAAGACCCGUAAAAAGACAACGAUGA